Messenger RNA from Odobenus rosmarus divergens (Pacific walrus), 1443 nucleotides. RefSeq names its product RAB34, member RAS oncogene family (gene RAB34). The record is from RefSeq and is a predicted model, not a curated record. Lineage: Eukaryota; Metazoa; Chordata; Mammalia; Carnivora; Odobenidae. The transcript is spliced from 11 exons. Gene Ontology annotation, molecular function: GTPase activity; GTP binding. The coding region runs from base 306 to 1085 and encodes 259 amino acids. Gene Ontology annotation, biological process: phagosome-lysosome fusion; endocytosis.
AUGAGUCACGUCCUGGGUCUGGAGUUGAGGAGGGAAGCGCCGCCUCUCCUUGGGCCCCUUCUCUCCUCCUUUCCCCUCCCUGCCGGUUCCUGGCCCAGCCAGAUACUGCGCAGCAAUCACCGAUUCUCCACCACCAAUUUGACUGGCGUCCCCAAGGCCGCGGGCUCCCGUAGGCUCCCCGUGGCCCAGAGUUAUAGUCGGGACACCCCGGUCGCGGGUGAUUGUCGGGUCUCCACGGGCCCGGGUCGCUGGGGCGGAUCAGGCCCCCGCGCCUUCUCGGGGCUCCCCGCAAGGCCGCAGGCGAGAUGAACAUUCUGGCGCCGGUGCGGAGGGACCGCGUCCUGGCGGAGCUGCCCCAGUGCCUGAGGAAGGAGGCCGCUUUGCACGUGCACAAAGACUUCCACCCCCGCGUCACCUGCGCUUGCCAGGAGCACCGGACAGGCACCGUGGGAUUUAAGAUCUCCAAAGUCAUUGUGGUGGGGGAUCUGUCAGUGGGGAAGACUUGUCUCAUUAAUAGGUUCUGCAAAGAUACUUUUGAUAAGAACUACAAGGCCACCAUUGGAGUGGACUUUGAGAUGGAGCGGUUUGAGGUGCUGGGCGUCCCCUUCAGUCUGCAGCUCUGGGAUACCGCUGGACAGGAGAGGUUCAAGUGCAUUGCAUCAACCUAUUACCGAGGAGCUCAAGCCAUCAUCAUUGUCUUCAACCUGAAUGAUGUGGCCUCCUUGGAACAUACCAAACAAUGGCUCGCUGAUGCGCUCAAGGAGAAUGACCCGUCCAGUGUGCUUCUCUUUCUUGUGGGUUCCAAGAAGGACUUGAGUACUCCUGCUCAGUAUGUGCUGAUGGAGAAAGAUGCACUCAAGGUGGCCCAAGAGAUGAAGGCUGAGUACUGGGCCGUCUCCUCUCUCACUGGUGAAAAUGUCCGGGAAUUCUUCUUCCGCGUGGCGGCGCUGACCUUUGAAGCCAACGUGCUGGCUGAGCUGGAGAAAUCGGGGGCCCGGCGCAUUGGGGAUGUUGUCCGCAUCCAUAGUGAGGACAGCAACCUCUACCUAACUGCCAGCAAGAAGAAGCCCAUGUGCUGCCCGUGAGCGGUAAGGGGACUGUCCAGAGCCUGCCCAGCCCUGGUGCACUGUGCCACCUUGACUGCCCUAGAGCUCGACCCUGGACAUUUGCACUGAUUGUUUUUCCAGACCAAAGAGCUGCCCCUUGGUGGCAGUACCCCUGGAGGGGUAGCGGGGACCAUGCUAGUCGCUCCCUUCCCCGGGCACCGUGCCAAAGACUAGAUGUUUCCCCCCUCCUUUGGGGGGCUCUCCAGGGUGCCCAGCAGUGGAGAGGUAAUCCCUGCUGCUUUUGCUUAGCCUGCUGGGCCCUUUUGACUAUGAGGAUGCUUAAUGAUCCCAGCCUCACACUGUGCCUUAUGCAUUAAAAUCUCUGUUAUUAGCAGUU